Rhinocladiella mackenziei CBS 650.93 is the source of this 657-nucleotide messenger RNA. RefSeq lists its product as uncharacterized. The transcript has 3 exons. The record is from RefSeq and is a predicted model, not a curated record. Gene Ontology annotation, molecular function: transmembrane transporter activity. Gene Ontology annotation, biological process: transmembrane transport. Bases 1 to 657 code for a protein of 218 amino acids. Lineage: Eukaryota; Fungi; Ascomycota; Eurotiomycetes; Chaetothyriales; Herpotrichiellaceae.
AUGGUUAAAGAAACAACCGUCAUUAGACCCACAAGGGCUCAAGCGCCCUUCAUGACUCUUGAGGAAGAACGGGGCUUUAUCUCGACCUUUAAUGAAGAAAACGAAGCCGAUACCUCGGCGGAAGAACCCUUUGUUCAACACUUCUCCACUGUCCUCUGCAAUUUUUUCGUCGCUCUGGACCUAACCAUUAUCGGCACCGCCGUCUCCCCCAUCACCAAUUGCUUCCACUCUCUCGGCGACGUCGUCUGGUACAGGUCCGCAUUCUACCCGGUCAUUGCCGCUAUUCGGCCUGUCUGGGGCGAAGCCUUCAAGUUUUUCGACCUGAAGUACGCGUAUCUACGCGCCGUCUUCAUCUUCGAGCUCGCCAGCCUUGUAUGCGCUGUCACACCGUCAUCUCCCGUCUUGAUUGUCGGCUGCGCUGUUGCGAGGGUCGGCGGCGCAGGACUCGCAAGCGUCUACAUUAACCUGCCCAUCGGCGUCGGCGUCGCUACCUUUGCUAUCCUCCUAGGCUUCCAUACGCCUCGCGCCGCAAGACCACAAGCUCCUCCUUUAAAAGAGAAAGUCCUCCACGUGGACAUCCCUGGGGUCCUGACUGUUGUUGGCACAGUGACAUGCUACCUCCUCGCGCUGCAAUGGGACGGGAUGACGACACCAUGA